Messenger RNA from Rubroshorea leprosula, 1830 nucleotides. The record is from the annotation of a GenBank genome assembly. NCBI's taxonomy places the organism in Eukaryota, Viridiplantae, Streptophyta, Magnoliopsida, Malvales, Dipterocarpaceae.
CUCAAACUCCCCCUUUCCUCCGGAAACCUACUUCCAUCUUUACACCUUUAAGCCUCAGAAUUUGUCACUUCUUUCUUUGUUUCCCUGUAAGCUAAAGUUCCUUAAUCAAAGUCAGUGCCUUUGUCUCUUUCAGGACUCCCCUUUCACUGCUGCUGAGUCUGAACUCUAGUGACAAAAGAGGAUGGAUUCAGAAAAUGGUGUGACAGUGGAAGAAGAGAGCAUUGCCAUGGAAAAAUGUUAUGCAGAAAAAUCCCUUCAGGAAACGAAGAAAGAGGAAGAGAAUGCUGAUAAUGGUGAGGAGGUUUUGAAAUUGAAUGAAACCUACAAGCAAGUUGAAAAUUGUGAAAGUCUUGAUCCAUCUGGUGUGGCACGCAAAUCUGUGGUAAAUGUAUCAGAAAGUAAAAUCUCAAAACCCUUGAAGAGCAAUGGCAAAUCAAAGAAUGGCAAAAUUUCAAAGGACAAAUCUAAUCUGAGAGGCAUGGUUCCAGCUUCUCAUAAGCAAAGGCCAACACUGUUCCAGAGUCUUUCGUUUCAAGCAAGAAGAGCUAAGGCUGAUGGUAUGAGGAAGAGCAUGGAUGGAUACCCUGGGAAAACUGAUGUUAAAGAUCCCCAACCAAAAGGCACAAAAGAGCAGGCUGCCUCUUCCAGUGAAUCCAAUAGUUUGUUGUCCUGUUUAAGUGAGGCCAACAGAAGUGCAUCCCUUGCUCUGGACUCAAAGUCGGCAGAUGGAAAUGGUAGUGGGGUUUCUGGCAGGAGGUCUACUAUAGGAUCUUUACCUAGCUUUCGCCAGACUGUGGCUGCAAAAUCUGGUUCUGCAAAUGUAGCUGCUAAGUCUGAUUCAUCCAAAGUUUCUCAAUCGACAGAACAAAACUCAAAGCCCAUAAUAACUGCAUCACCAAGCAAAGAUGAUGAUGAUGAUGCUCAUUCUACUACUUCAAGUGCCACUCUUAGUGGAAGAAGAAGCAGUGGAUCAGGAUUCACCUUCAGGUUGGAGGAACGUGCUGAAAGGAGAAAGGAGUUUUUUUCGAAGCUAGAAGAGAAGAUACAUGCUAAGGAAAUAGAAAAAAGUAACUUGCAGGCAAAAUCAAAGGAGAACCAGGAGGCAGAAAUCAAGCAAUUGAGAAAGACCUUGACAUUUAAAGCUACACCGAUGCCUAGUUUCUACAAAGAACCUCCCCCCAAAGUUGAACUUAAGAAGAUACCAACCACACGCCCAAGAUCUCCAAAGCUUGGAAGGCACAAGAGCUCCAAUGCUGCAUCAAGCAAUCCUUUAGAAGGUGAUUCUUCUUGUUCUAGUCCACAUCUGAGCCGAGAACAGAAUAAUUCAACUAAAGGGACAGAUAGUAAAGGCGUCAUUGCUUCCAAAAAGCCAGUAAAAAAGGCUCAACCUAAACCUCAAUCCAAGGAGGUUACUAAAGAUGAAGAAAAUCCCAAAAAAUCAAAACCAAAGAAGAAAGCUGUUGGAGAAUGCUUGCAAGAUGGUUCCAUGGGGAAACCUGAAGAAAAUCCUGUGAAUAUUCUCAGGUGUGAGGAUGCAAUAUGUCCUGCUCCUGAUAGGAAUCCUGCUCAAAAUGAUGAACCUAUUUCAAGUUUGCAGAGCCCUGAGAUUAUGACUCAUGAAGUCGCUGUUGGAAUGUGAAGAUUAUUGGAGUCUGUUUUAAGUUAAAAUGUUUCAUGCUGCUGUGAAUAUUAUUGUUGUGAAGUUGAUUUUGACAUUCUUUUUGAAGGUUACUAUACAUAAUAUUGUAAGUUACAUACAUGUCUACAGGUUAAUGUAAUCAUGUUUCCUUCAUUACUUUAUAUGCAAGUGUUUGGCAGAACUGAUUCAUC